Molecule: messenger RNA, 2484 nt
Organism: Drosophila navojoa
Lineage: Eukaryota; Metazoa; Arthropoda; Insecta; Diptera; Drosophilidae
Gene: Mgat2
Product: alpha-1,6-mannosyl-glycoprotein 2-beta-N-acetylglucosaminyltransferase
Biological process (GO): oligosaccharide biosynthetic process; protein N-linked glycosylation
Cellular component (GO): Golgi stack; Golgi membrane
Molecular function (GO): alpha-1,6-mannosylglycoprotein 2-beta-N-acetylglucosaminyltransferase activity
Source: RefSeq, a predicted model, not a curated record
UCGUGAGAGCGCAACGAAAGAUACAUUCGCGUGCGGUAGACGGAUAAGCAAGAGUGAGUUUUGUUGCUGCAUGCAAAAAAAAAGAAAGCAAAAGUGAAUACAUAAUUUACAUAAAACGUAUGUGCUCUAAUCCUAUGCGUAACAGCUAAUAAAAUGUAGCUUCAUCCGUGUAGAUCUCAAAGAUGUGCUGGUGCGGGUCAGCAUAUGUGUGAGUGUGUGUGUCAACAUCUGUAGAUGUGAGCGAGUGUGUGUGUGCGUAAAAAUUGCACGAAUCUCAGCCGUAAGGCGCGCAUCAUCAAGAGCAAUAAAACCUAUUUAAGUAAUUAAUCAAUUGAGAGACUUGCAAAAAUGCUCUGAUUUGCAACAGCAACAACGAAACGACAGCAACAAAUCAAAUGCAGCAGCCGUUACGCUGCGAAUUGACUUGGACUUGGACUUGGGAAGCCAACUGAAAAAUCGAUCAACGUUCAACGAUGCCGCCAACAGCCAAGGCGAAGCCACAAACGAAAACAUUGCGCACUUGCCAAUUCAGUCAAAGAUGGCGCUAUAAAAGGGCCAGCCCAGUAGGCAUUUGCUAGCCAUUCAGGUGCUGACUAAGGAAUAUGUCCAAAAUGAGAGGUCGUGUACUGAUACCCCUGCCCAAUACGGGGGCGAUGGGGCGCAAACGCAACAAUUUCUACAUGCGCAGCAUCUUCAUCUUGGCCCUGUGCAUCUUCGGCCUGCUGCAGUAUCACAAUUUUAACUACCUGGACAGCCGCGAUGCGAUGCUCAGCGAAUCGGUUACCAAUGACUCCGUGGAUGCCAUAAUGUCAAUGGUUCCUGCCACGCUCCACAAGUAUCUGACUCCACAUACGCGCAAUCAUACCAUCUCGGCUGCAGGUCUCCAGCUGAAUAGCAGUGGGUCUUCGUCGGGCGGCUCGGGCAAUGGAGCGGCGACAACCAUCAGCUUCGAGGUCUAUCGGCCGCCGAACAACACUGAGAUCAAGCGUCAGAUAGUGAGAUACAACGAAAUGCAGCUGGUGCUCAAUGAGGAGACAUUCGGGCCGCUGCAAAACGAUUCUGUGAUAAUUGUCGUGCAGGUGCACACGCGCAUCAAUUACCUGCGCCAUCUGAUUGUGAGCCUGGCGCAGGCGCGCGACAUCUCGAAAUCUUUGCUGAUCUUCUCGCACGACUUCUACGACGACGACAUCAACGAUCUGGUGCAGCAAAUCGAUUUCUGCAAGGUGCUGCAGAUCUUCUAUCCGUACUCCAUACAGACGCAUCCGCACGAAUUUCCCGGCGUCGAUCCCAACGACUGCCCCAGGAACAUCAAGAAGGAGCAAGCUCUGAUCAGCAACUGCAACAAUGCUCUAUAUCCCGAUCUCUAUGGCCAUUACCGUGAGGCCAAGUUCACGCAGACGAAGCACCACUGGUGGUGGAAGGCGAAUCGAGUCUUCAACGAGCUGGAAGUGACGCGCUUUCACACCGGUCUCGUUUUGUUCCUGGAGGAGGAUCACUAUGUGGCCGAGGACUUUCUCUACUUGCUGGCCAUGAUGCAGCAGCGCACCAAAGACUUGUGCCCGCAGUGCAAUAUCCUUUCGCUGGGCACCUAUCUAAAGACAUUCAACUACUAUACGUACCACAGCAAGACUAACAAAAAAUCGUAUGCUUCCUCGCUGAUCUCGUCAAACAGUCUAUUAGGAUCAAAUAGGAACAAUUACAAUAACAACAAUAACAAUAAUAAUAAUAGAAAUUCACAGCAAUUAACUGCGUCCUCAUCAGCGCUAUCAUCCAGCACUUCAUUAAAGAACGCCAAGGUCUAUGUGGGCGACACCUCAGACGUUGAUAACAAUAACAAUAAUAAUAAGAAUAAUAAAAUGAUGAACAAUAAAAGAACUAGUCACAUGAACACUGUCACCGCCACAUCCAACACCAAUAAUAAUAAUAAUAAUAACAAUGAUAAUAGCAAUAAGAAUGGUGCACAAACUUGGAAUUAUCAUGUACUGCCGUCAUUGUAUUCCGUCUAUCAGAAGGUCGAGUCCAUGCCGUGGAUCAGCAGUAAGCAUAACAUGGGCUUCGCCUUCAAUCGUACCACUUGGACAAGCAUUAGACGCUGCGCUCGACACUUCUGCAGCUACGAUGACUACAACUGGGAUUGGUCGCUGCAGCAUGUGUCCCAGCAGUGCAUGCAGAGGAAGCUGCACGCAAUGAUUGUCAAGGGACCGCGAGUCUUUCACAUUGGCGAGUGCGGCGUUCAUCACAAGAACAAGAACUGCGAAUCCAAUCAGGUGAUUUCCAAGGUGCAACAUGUGCUGCGCAUUGCACGCAACUCCCAUCAGCUCUUCCCGCGCUCGCUGAUAAUGACGGUGCCGAGUCUGAUCAAGAAAUCGAAGCUACGCAAAGGCAACGGCGGCUGGGGCGAUUUACGCGAUCACGAUCUCUGCCUCAACAUGACGUUGCCAACGAGAUAAAGCUGCAAAUCACCAAAAAGAAAAAACCAACAAA